Messenger RNA from Vespa crabro (European hornet), 5102 nucleotides. Its product is annotated as nuclear pore complex protein Nup153. Gene Ontology annotation, molecular function: structural constituent of nuclear pore. Lineage: Eukaryota; Metazoa; Arthropoda; Insecta; Hymenoptera; Vespidae. Gene Ontology annotation, cellular component: nuclear pore. Bases 141 to 4844 code for a protein of 1567 amino acids. The record is from RefSeq and is a predicted model, not a curated record. Gene Ontology annotation, biological process: protein import into nucleus; RNA export from nucleus. The transcript has 8 exons.
GUCUUUGGAGCGGCCAUAUUUUCGCUCGUGGCUCGCAGUCUCCGAGGUAGUGGUUCAGUGACAAUUUUUGGGAUGCGACAGUCGAAAUCAUCAGUACUUGUGCUGCUGGAUCCAUAAAAGAAGGAGAAACGGCAGCAAAGAUGGCUAAAAGUAGCGGGAAUUUAUCUUCAAGACGAUCAUCGUCGCACAGUACGAAGCCUUACGAUACGAACAACUCAUUUGUUAAGAAAGUUGCUACUAAAGUAACAGACUUUAUACCCCAACCAUUAUGGAUCAGUAAAUGGUUCAAUACGUCUCAAGGAAAUGGAGAUAUUUCAAAUGAUACUGAAAACCUUGAAGAAGUAGAACCAGAAGAGGAUAUAGAAAAGCCUCCACCAUCAAAACGACCACGAAUUCGUACAGAUAUUAUCCAUCCACCUGGAACAUUUUCUGUUCGAUCAAAUGUUAUAACAUCAAAUAAUAAAACUAAAAUUUCUAGAGGAAAAUAUUCUGUGCAAAAUGAUACGAGAGAUGAUUUUCUUAAACCUUCUAUGGCUGGACCCAGUGGGAUAGGUCAUUUAAUAUGUUCUACACCUACCACACAAUUAGAUAGCAGACCAGUAGCUACACAAAGGUCCGAUUUAAAUCUCCUAAUUUCCACAUCAAAUAAUGGUACAGCCAAUGGAAUGGACGAUAACUCAGAAUCAAGCGAGAGUACUAGUGGUUGCAGCUCUCUUAUACCGCAAACCAGUCGACAAGAAGCUCCUUCUCAUGAUGUUUAUAAUUCACCAUUUGUUAAUAGGAAACGCUUUAUAGAUGAGAAAUUAACAUUUACUAAUCAGUUACAGUCACCAAGGACAUUGUUUGUAGACAACAAUCCUCGUGAUACUUUAAGUAAUCAUAGGCCAAGUUUUAAUGCAUCUGUCAUGACUAACACGCUGGACCGUGCAUCUCGUUUGUUGUCCCCUUUUUAUAGUGGAAAUACCACCUUUGGAGGAGCGAAUGCAGUUGAAUUGUAUAAACGAAACCAAGCAAAGUCUCUUCUACUCAAUACAACUGAUAUUCAACUUAAAGUUCCAAAGAGACCAAGUGUCCAAGUCAAACCUUCAAAUACAACGGUUGACCCAUCAGGUAUGAGUCAAACUGCGAGAAAAAUACUGGAAGCUCUGGAACAUUUUUCAUCGCCUAUAUCAGAUGCUAAGAAAAUUCCAUUAAAAAGCACAAAUAUUACUCCGUCUUCAAUUAGUAAAAAACGUCAGCGAGAAGAAAAUGAAUCUCCAUCUGCUCGUGUAGGAUUACGGCCUCCAACGCGAGAAUUAAUUGUGCCAACUGUACCCGCUAUAAUUAAGAUAAGAAGACGUGAAAAAUUACAAGACACAACAGUGGCAGCACGAAAAAUUGUUUCUGCUUAUAGUGGACCACCGCCUCCUAUUCAAGAAUAUCGUCUGGGAUCUGAUGAAAAUGAAAAUACAAAACAUAAUGGAAAACUUAAGGCAACAGCUAAAACAAAUUUAAAUGAAGAAGAUACUAUUGAAAUAGUUAAUUUACCAAGUGUACCUCUACCAAUAUCUUCUUUACCCAAUUUUAAUUUUACAUUACCUCAAGCAAUAACUAAAAAUCUUUCAAGGAAAGAAGAUAAUUUCAAAUUUGCCAGUCCAAUUAAAGUCACAAAUCCAACACAGAAUUUACAAUCUAUUAAUAAUUUCACAUUUAGUAGUCCAAUUAAUGCUGAAAAUCAUUUGAGUAAUUCUUUGGUUAACUUAUCAGAUAACAACAGUGGAUCUACGAUAACAUCCAAUUUUAUCUGGUCUGGUUCAUCUACAGCUCCUAGACCUAAAGACAAAGGAAAAUAUGAUAAUAAUAGCAAAAUAGGAGUUAAAGUUGCUAGCGAUUUGAAAACAGGUAGUGUUGUGGAUAUACUAUCUAAUAAAUCUCUCGAGAAAGCAUCUUCAUUGCAUAAGGCAAAGUCAUCUUUGGAUACAAGUAUUGAAGAAGAUGCUUGCGAAAAUCCUAUUGUUUCUGCCAGUGAAGAAAUGAAUAAUUCAACUGUUAAGAAACCUGAAAAUCUAAUCAAAGACACAAAACAAAACGUAUUAAAUAUAUGGGAAUGUGAUGAAUGUUUAAUUCGAAACAUUAAUUCUGAAACACGAUGUUUUGCAUGUAAAGCUUUGAGACCAAAAUUCAAUGUGCAAACUACAAUAUCUCCACCAACUUCAAGUAAUAUUGUAGAAGCAAAAACAACUGUGACUGAUUGCUUUGGAUCUCAUUUCAGAAUUAGCAAUAUUAAAUGGGAUUGUAUAUCUUGUUCUACAACAAAUAAGCUAACUGAUAUUAGAUGUGUUUCUUGUAAUGCACCACAAAGAAGGAAUUUAAAUCAAGCGAAUACAUCUCCAGCAGGCAUAUCACAAUCUGAAUUAAUGAAUAAGGGUUAUGCCGAAGGUUCGUGGGAAUGUCCAGGUUGUAUGCUAAGAAAUGACGCUAAUAUUAUUACAUGUCCUUGUUGUAAAGCGUCUCAACCAAAUUUAUUAAAAAAAGCAAGGCAAAAGAAAAAUAAGAACACAAAUAUGCAAGCAAUUGUUUCCACUCAAGAAAUGAAUACAACAAGCUCAAAUAUUUCGCAAUCAUUUAAUUCAGAAAUAAUGGAGAAAUUUAAGCCAAGCAAAGAUUCGUGGGAAUGUUCAUCUUGUAUGGUUAGAAAUACUGAUUCUGUUACAAUUUGCCCCUGCUGUAAUACUACUAAACCAAGUGCUAAUUGUGAUCAGACUAAUGAAGUGCAGAAGCUACCAGCAAGUGGUUUUGGAGAUAAAUUUAAAAAACCUGAAGGUUCUUGGACUUGUGAUACUUGUAUGUUACAAAAUAAAGCAGAAAACUUGGAAUGUGUUUCUUGUAGUAGUGUAAAACCCGGAAGUACAAAACUGAAAGAAUCUACAAGUACAAGUUCAAAUAUAAAAUUUAAUUUUGGUAUUCCUGCUGGAUCAAACAAUUUCAAAUUUGGCAUUGACAAAGCUGACAAUUCAAAUAAAUCCGGAGAUUCAUCUAUAAAUAAUUUUAAAUUUGGUAGUACUCAACAAAGCGAUACUGGAAAGUUUACAUUUGGUAUUCCCAAAGAUGACAAAAAUGACGUAUCUAAGACAGAUAUAAAUAACAGUACUUCGAAUGCUAGCCCAAAAACAUUAGUAUGCAAUAUAGGAUUUCAGUUUAACGCAAAGAGUGACAAGACUACUAUAAGCAAUAAAUCAACUGAAUUAGAUAAAGAAACAAACACAUCCUUUUCUUUUAAUGUACCCAAAAAUGAAAAUUCAACAUUAUUGUCUGAAAAACAGCAAUUACCUGUAACUACAAUUUCAACUCCUUUCACUUUCGGAACAAGUAAAACAGAAGUUAAUAUUUCAGAAAAAAAAGAUCAAAAGUCUGUUUUAGGAAAUAUUACAAAAGAAACUGUUGAACCAAACACAAGUACUACAGAGUCGUUUACAUCAAAAAUUUAUGAUAAUACUUCUUUAAUAGCAACGACUACUCAAAAUAAUGCUUUAGAAAAUCCGCCUAAUUCUACAUUUUCAUUUACUGCUUCAAGUACUAUACCAGUUAGCAGUAGUGUAUUAAUACCAGCAACUACAUGUCUUCCAACUUAUAGUCAACAUUCCUUUAAAUUUACUGAUGCAAAAGCAGUUACACAAACUACAACUACUCCUACUUUUGGACAAAUAGCAACAUCAUCAUCAUCAAAUGUUACUUCUACUUUACCUACAUUUUCCUUUGGUGCAAGCGAAUCUGUAGGAACCUCUGGUCCACCAACAACUGGUAGUACAGUAGAAGCAACGCCAAUAACUCCACAGAUCUUUACAAGUGUAUCUAAGACGAUGCCAUUAUUUAACAAUGUUGAUGUAAAAACAACAGUAGCAUUUGGCACAGGAGAAACCACUACAUCAACCUUUGCUACAGGAGAAAAUAAAUCACCCUUAUUUGGAACAUCAGAAACGAAAGUACCAGUAUUUGGAAAUUCUGAAAACAAAUCUAUUUUUGGAACAUCUGAAAACAAAAUGUCUGUAUUUGGAAAUGCGGAAAAAACAACUCCUGCAUUUAGUACACCAGCAGCAGUAGCAACACCAGCAUUUGGUUCACAAACAAGUAAUGCUGUUUUAUUUGGUUCAUCGGCUCCUGUUUUUGGAAAUAACAAUACCUCAAAUUUUGGUGGUGCCUCAGCACCUAAUAUUUUUUCAACAACAAAACCAAAUGAUAACAACGUAUCAAAUUCAAGUUUAUUUACUUUCGGUGCAGCAUCUAAUCAAACAGCAUCACAACCAGGAACUGGAUUUAAUUUUUCAGCUAAUAAUAAUCCUACUGAAUCAGCUCCAAAGCAAUUGUUCACAUUUGGUAGCAGUUCAAAUACACAACAGACCAACAAUUUGUUUGGAGGCAGUGGUUUUAAUAAUGCAGCACAAACUAAUACAGGAAGUACCUUUACUUUCAAUGCACCAAAACCAGAAGCUCCAGCUUUUGGUCAAUCAGCAGUUGCAACUUCACUCUUUGGUGGACUGCAAAAUAAUCAAAAUCAAUCAACAUCAACUUUUUCAUCUACUUCAUCUGCUAAUGCAGGAUUUAAUUUUGGAAAUACAACACCUGCAACAACCUCUGGGGGUUUCACUUUUGGGAGAAUGGAACCUAUCUCUACCCCAUCUGGAGAAUAUAAUUUCAAUCCUCCAAGUUCUACGCCAGCUGUUUCUUUUGAUCCUAAUACACCACCUUCUUUUAAUUUUACUGGUGGUAGCGCACCAAUUUCAUUUAACGCUCCUCCACCUGUAUCAAGAAAGAUCAAAAAAGCUGUACGAAGAAUGCGAUAUCCAGCAAAUGAUUCACAGCGCUAAUAAUGUGUACAUUCAGAUGCGUUUUUACAUCAGCUCGUGCAUCUUUGUGUGUGUUCUGUAUGUAUGUUUACAAGUUUCAAUAUAGUAUAAAGAAACUUUCGCACGUAAAUUGAUCACGUCAAUGUGGUGGUAUACCAAGCAUUUAUGUAAUAUAGUAGCCAGUUGAUGGGAUAUGCUUGAGUACAUCCACUUGUGUUCUACAGAAAGAACUGUAAAUUUUAAAUUAUUUGAAUUAUACACCUAUAAUGAAGAAAACAA